CGCAGGCUUUAAACCAGGACUUCAAUCCUGUUGGAGCUUGUGGGUUUGUUAGUUGGAGAUUAGAGAGAGAUAGAGAUCGUUUUUUGUUUGAGCUACUGUGUUGUAUUUUCCCUUUACUCAUGGAGUUCAUUGAAGCAAGUAACGGUAUUUACAAACCGAUCAGGGUGCUGUUUGACACACCCAUUUAUGAGCGUGCCAAGCAGAUCUGCUGGCAUGUUCAGUCAUACAAAACCAAGGUGGCUUUCAUGGUCGAGCUCCUCCAUCUUCAGCAGAGAAACAAGCUUCCAUCUGAGCUGACUGCUGAGGCCAUGAUUGACCUCUUGGUGGAGGACAGCAAGAGCACUACGAGAAUCCAGCUGUGGGAGUUUGAGAUGGAGGAUUUCGACAAUGAUGUCAAGCCUCUACUCCACCUGGUUUGGGAGGUCAACACCAGCAUGCUGAAGCGGGACGUCGAGUUUGAGGCAAGAAGACUCCUCGACUCACCAGCCAGCAUACCUGCCUCCUUUAAGCACCCCAAGGUCGUCAGGAAAGCAUGGGAGUAUGCUGGGACUCUUGUGGAGCAGCAUCAAAGGGCACCUGGGCCCAAACAACUUGGCCCUCAGGAUGUGGUCUUGAAUGUGGUUCCAAAAGUCCUGCAAGGCUUUUGGAGACCAAAAGGACCCAUUCCCAGAGAAAUGCCAUCUCAGAAGCUCAGUGAGAUGGCUGUUGGAGUCACCAAAGCUGUGCUGGAUCGUGUCUCCACAACACUGUCGUCAACCCUCCGGAAAGUCACCUUCUCUCAGUCUGUGAGAGAUCAGAUGGUCAUCCAGAUCGACAAAAAGGUCAGACAGAUGUACACAGCGGACACCCUGAGGAGGAAGCUGAACUCCUUCGAGGCUGAGGUGCUAAAGAUCCUCACCUGGUUCACUGCCAAUUCCAUCUGUGAGCUGUUUGAGCCUCGAACGCAGACUGUCAUCCCUGCUGCUCAUCCUCGUACCCUCAUUGCGGUCAAGGAGCCAGAUGUAAACCAGGCCACACAAAUCCCAGCUCCCGCUGUAACCCUGCCAGCUGAACCUCCAGUUAAGGUUUCAGUCCUGGAGGGAGAAGUCAUGGAGGAGGAACCAUCUGACAAACCAGACUCUGCAGUGUUACGAACUCCAUCACCUCCUGCUAUCCUGCCAGCUGUUGCUGUUGACCUGGCUUCAGACCUGGAGGAUGAAGUCAAGGAGGAACCAUCCAAAGAACAGGACUCUGCUUUGGAACUAACGCCAUCACCUCCUGCUAUCCUACCAGCUGUUGCUGUUGACCUGGCUUCAGUCCUGGAGGAUAAAGUGAUGGAGGAACAGUCCACCAAAGAACAAGAACCUGACAUGCUGGACCAUCCAACAGCUGUUGAUACUGAUGAAGAUCCUGCUGUGGUGCCAUCUCCACUACCUCCCUAUAUCCUGCCAGUUGAACCACCAAACAUGGUCUCAGUCCUGGAGGAUGAGGUGAUGGAUGAGCAGUCCACCAAAGAAAAAGAACUUGCCAUGCUGGACCAUCCAACACCUGUUGAUCCUGAUGAAGAUUCUGCUGUAGUGCCAUCUCCACUACCUCCCUAUAUCCUGCCAUCUGAACCACCAAACAUGGUCUCAGUCCUGGAGGGUGAGGUUUGUGAUGUGAAGACCAGCGAAGGACCUGCUAGUGUGCAACCUCCUGUGAUCCAUGAAGAAAAACCUCCUGCCAUCAGCCAGGUACCAGAAGAACCAUCACCAGUGUCCCCUGUGGGAAUGACUUCAUCGCCUCCUGCUACCCUGCCAGCUGUAGCCACUGCCACGGCUUCAGUCCUGGAGGGUGAGGUCAAGGACAAGGUCAAGGUCCCAAAGACCAGAGUCCAAAGGUUCCUCAGGCGGCUCAGAAAGUUGCUGUGCUGCUGCACCCUGCCCAAAGACGACUGAGCAAUCAUCAGUGUCAUUAUAAAUGACAUAUACCUAUAAAUAAUUGUUCAUUCAAAAACUAAAAAAAAUAAACAUGCUUCACUGCA
This is a messenger RNA of Notolabrus celidotus (New Zealand spotty), 2002 nucleotides long. RefSeq names its product fibrous sheath CABYR-binding protein-like. Bases 120 to 1916 code for a protein of 598 amino acids. Lineage: Eukaryota; Metazoa; Chordata; Actinopteri; Labriformes; Labridae. The record is from RefSeq and is a predicted model, not a curated record. The transcript has 2 exons.